UUACUCUGGUCUCAUCACUCUCACAGUCCCAGCCCGAAGAAGAGAAGAGAAGAGAAGGAUGGCUGUGGCUUUUCAGUGUUUAUCAUGUGCUCGGAGUGACCCCUUCCUCACCGCAAGCCAAUCCCUCACUCUUCCUUUCCAACGCAAACCACUUUUUUGCUCUGUCCCUCUUUCCUCUCGCGCUCGCAAUCUCUCUUCUUCAAUUGUCGCCGCUUCUUCCAAAAAGAAAAACAAGAAAAAAAAGUCUCAUGAUCAUGUUACGAAGGACGAUGACGAUGGCGUGGACGCGUUUGAGCUGCUCUUCAAGCAACUCGAGGAAGAUCUCAAACGCGGUGAUUUGCCAGAAGAUGAUGAUGAGAUAACCGAAGAAGACAUGGCAUUGCUUGAACGUGAGUUGGAAAAUGCAUUGGGGGACUUUGAUGCUGAAUUGUUGAACUCGGAUGUAAUCGACAUGGAAACUGGCACUGAUUCAGAAAAUGAUGAUGAUGAUGAUGAUGAUGAUGAUGGUGAUGGUGAUGACGUUGAGAAUGAUGAUGGUGGUGGAGAUGAAAGGUCGCUGAACCUUAAGAGUUGGCAGAUGAAGAAAUUGGCUAGAGCUUUAAAAGCUGGCCGCCGCAAAACAAGUAUAAAAAAUCUUGCUGCUGAUCUUUGUCUUGACAGGGCUCUUGUUCUUCAAAUGCUUCGUGACCCUCCUCCAAAUCUUUUAAUGAUGAGUCUAACAAUACCUGAUGAACCCGCAACGACUGUAGUAUCACUUGAAACUAAGCCCAGCGAAAUUGUUCAUAAAGAAACAAGUAUUGAUCAUGCGGAACCUGAACCCAAGGCUAAAGUACCUGUUCAUACCUUGCAACGUAAUUGGCAUGCUCAAAAGCGAUUGAAAAAGGCCCAUGUUGACACUUUGGAGAGAGUUUAUAGGAGAUCAAAACGACCCACUAAUGCAAUGAUCAGUAGUAUCGUACAUGUAACAAACAUUCCUCGAAAAAAAGUUGUUAAGUGGUUUGAAGACAAACGUGCUGAGGAGGGAGUUCCAGAUCGUCGUGUUCCUUACCAGCGCUCUGUUCCUGAAACUGCAUGAAGAUUUUAACUUCUUUGAUCUGCUUUUAUAUUGUAGGCUAUGUGAAAAAUGUUACAAUUGUAUAGCAAGCUACGUUUCACUUUCACCAACCCUGGUCAUGUUUUGAGGGUUAGUUAUGCGAAGAAGUAGAAGUGACAUAAGUGAUCAUUGGUUAAUGGUUAUGACACUGACUAUUGAAAAUAGGGCUGCAGUUCCCUGAUACUAUGUGCAUUUUUUGGUCCUUUGCUUCUUAUCUCAAAUACUAAGAAGGGGUUCUCUAGUUCUUUGUCAUGUAAUAGUCUUUUGAGAAGAUUAAUAUAAUUUAUUCUUAAGCAUUA
Messenger RNA from Glycine soja, 1392 nucleotides. RefSeq names its product protein OVEREXPRESSOR OF CATIONIC PEROXIDASE 3-like. Gene Ontology annotation, cellular component: nucleus. Gene Ontology annotation, molecular function: DNA-binding transcription factor activity, RNA polymerase II-specific; DNA binding. NCBI's taxonomy places the organism in Eukaryota, Viridiplantae, Streptophyta, Magnoliopsida, Fabales, Fabaceae. Gene Ontology annotation, biological process: regulation of transcription by RNA polymerase II. The transcript is spliced from 4 exons. The record is from RefSeq and is a predicted model, not a curated record. The coding region runs from base 59 to 1075 and encodes 338 amino acids.